Molecule: messenger RNA, 1093 nt
Organism: Chaetomium strumarium
Lineage: Eukaryota; Fungi; Ascomycota; Sordariomycetes; Sordariales; Chaetomiaceae
Exons: 5
Coding region: 134-1093 (319 amino acids)
Source: RefSeq, a predicted model, not a curated record
CAUCUCCUUCCGCCCGCAGUCUCUUGAUAUAACAAUUUUCCAUUUGGUUUGUUCCGAUAUUUCAGCAUUGAAGCGUAAUAGUCGUGCAAGAGAGCCUCCCCUUCCUCUAUCCGAAUCGAUAUCAGGCACGAAAAUGGAAGAAAUCAUUCGCACCGAGGAAGCAGAGUGCGGCAAUUUCACGUACGACGCCUCCGAAUACGGCAACCGCCGCGGGGGGUUCCCAGAGGAUGAUGUUUUUGGAGAGGAGGGAGUGAUCCGCAGGCCGUCUAUCAGAUAUCGUACUCGAAACUACAUCCUGAGCCUGAACUACGUGCAAGCACAGAUUGCCGGCUUCGCACCAUUGAUCGUAGCGAUGUACAACAACGAUCUCCGAAGAGAACUUCUUGACAAUGCGCUGCGGCGCGGAACGUUUGCGCCGCAGCUUGAGAGCAUCCUUGCGGGUCUACCACAGGUCGCGGGAAAGGUCGUAGCGUUCGGGAGUAACGGUAACAUAUUCGGAUUCACGGCCGCUGUUGCACAACGAGAGGACUUUGAAUGCUACCAGAUGGUGGCCAUGCGGGCAGUUCAAAGGGUGUUGUCGGACCGGCAUCCGGGACGCGAGAUCCCAUGCUUUGUUCAGGAUCGCUUCUACCGGGCUGCGGAGUCCCACUCUCACCCCGUGCAGCCAAUUCACUACGUCGACGACCCCACGGGCAUUCUGGAAGUUGAUGAAACCGCCGUCGUAGUCGUGACCGCACCGGAAAGGGAGCUCCCGGUUGUAGACAUCAUCGCCGACGUCGCUCUGACUCGACCGGCUGCGAUCUUAUGCGAAAGACUGUCUCUCGUCCCAACAAGCGUUCGGUAUCCCGGUUUAGCAGACCCGCCGGGUGAGAGGAUGCUCCGACUCGAGUACAAGGAACACGUUCCGCCGGAAGGUUGGGCCUCAUCAAGCCAAGCUGCCAAAGACAGAGCAGUCUACAUAUUGAGACACCUGAACUCUCGGCCCAAUCCCGAUGGCAACGUUACGGAACACACCAACGCCCAACAGCAUACAGAGGAUAUCGACCGUGGAGCGGGGACGGGGGAGAAUCCCUGGGAUUGGGGUGUUCACUAG